UAUCCGAAUAGAUCAUGGGCUUGUCGUUUGAUCGCCAACCAGCGAUACACGACAUACAGUUCACGCUGCGCUUUUGGAUUGCAAAGCAGAAGUAGGCGUUAAAAAAAUAAGUAAUAAUGGCAGACACCGACACGAUUUCUGACGCCGAAAAGGUACGCAUAGCAUCGUCCUUCAUUCGACAUAUUCCACCAGGAGAAUUCAAUGAAGUCUUUAACUCUGUGCGAGCCUUGGUCAGAGAUGAUACAUUGUUAAAGGAGAAAGUUGUUGAUGCUAUUGCUCAGUACAAUAAUGAGCAGCUUACCCCAUGCAAAGUUGAGAAUGAAACGGUUCUCAUCACUGAAUUUGGCAAUCUUGGAGGAAGUCGAUAUCUUGCACCCAACCAAAAGAAGUCUUUCAAAUACGACCAUUUGAAGAAGGAGUCUUCAGACACUGAUAGCCAUGCUGUAGAUGAGACCUCAGAGCCAUGGCGAGUGGCUAUGGAUAAGGCUUUGGCUGGCCAUGUCAAGGAACACUUCCCAAAUGGAUUCUAUACGAUCUAUGGAAGAAGUAGCGGUGAUUCAAUCACGCUGAUUGUAUGCAUUGAAGAUCACAAAUUCAGCCCACAUAACUUCUGGAAUGGACGUUGGCGGUCACAGUUUUCAACGACUUUCUCCGGUCCUGGCAGUAAGAGUGAAAUCCGAGGGAUAAUGAAGACUCAAGUCCAUUACUAUGAAGAUGGCAACGUGCAACUGGUCAGCCACAAGGAAGUCAGGGAACAAAUAUCAAUAGGGGAUGAGGCAGCCACAGCCAAAGCCAUCUUGAAUGUGAUAGAGAAGUCAGAGAAUGACUACCAGUCCUCCAUGGUGGAAGACUACGGGGUGAUGUCUGAGACUACCUUCAAGGCCUUACGACGUCAGCUUCCUGUAACUCGCUCUAAGAUUGAUUGGAAUAAGAUAAGUGAUUAUAAACUGGGUCAGGAGUUGAAGGGGGCUGAGGCAGACUAGAAGAAGCUCCCUGCACCCUUUCGCAUUUCUAAGACAAUGCCAUUUAAUAUAAGAAAAAAGAUUACUGUUGAGUUUUGGUCACCGCUGGGCUUAUGUAUAUGAGUGGUGAGUCAUACAUAUAUAUAUAGGCACUAAAUAUUUGAAUUGUUUUUGGCUAUAAAUGUGAACUCCAAACCAGAUAUCUAUUCACUUCUUUGGAAGUUGUAGGCAAAAGCCCUGGCACUUCUAGAUACCUUUGUAAAAUGUUGGAAACUUGUCAGGUUUAGUUUUCCCAGUUAUUGAUGAAAUUCCUGGAAUUCGUCAUGAAUAUCAGCAGAUAUUUCUCAAUAUUCUCAGCAUGCCAAUUUAAUCUCAUGUAUAAGAACUGCAUUAUCCGUAUAGGUUGGCUCAUCUGUAGAUUUGGUUAUUCCCAGUCAUAAAACAAUUUAUCUGUCAUUUCUUUGGCCUUAUGUUUCUGUAAAGCUUUACAAAUUCAUGACUUUGAGUAAAAAAUAUUAUCUGAUAGGAAAUCUUUUUUUUACAAAAGCUUUUUGUAAUGUGAAAAGAGUAAUUAACUUAAGUAAGGUUGGUGUCACGAAGAUCCAGUCUCGCCUGUAAUUGAGAGAAAAAUGAAAGUCUGAAAUGGAACUGGGACCAGAUUUCAUCUAGAAAGCAUUGGAUGUACUUGUAAAGUGUGGAUGAAACAAAAGUGAAUAUGUUUGUGUUCCGUUGUGCAAAGUUCUCUACAAAACAACAAAACAGAGUGACUAAACUUGGUUUAUAAAGAUCAUUUCAAAUUUAAUAUCUUUUCGUUGUCCGCGACAUGACUUCAAACAGCCAGAUGAUACCAAAUACCCAUGUACCUUCAAACUGAUAUUGGCUUAUUUAUGUUACCCAGUAAUUACAGAUUAUUAGCGAUGACUUGCAAGGAUGAGGAAGAUUUUAUGUAAACCAGUUUAUAACGAAAAUGAAUGAGAUGUAAUUCUUUUAAUACUGAAUUACCUGUGUGAUAUUAUUUUCAUUACGAUAAAUCUUGUUAAAAGUUUACAACUUUUAUGCUGUGUAGUUAUUGAUUUUGCAGAUAUUGUAGUUAUCAAGCAAGCUUUUAUUUGCAGAUUCCUCCUCAAUUUUUGUAUUUUAUUUUUGGGUUUUUUUUGGGGCCAAAAAGGUCAGGCUGCUGUCACAUCUUUCAAUUAACCCUGACGAUCCUACAUCUGCUAAAACUCAAUAUGUGGUUUGACAGUAUUUUUUAUGGAUGCAAGAUCGCACAGCCCAAUCACAGUUACAGGCCAAUCACGGUUUGCAUGCUUUCUAAUAUUCCAAGAUGUCCCAAGAACAAUCAAGUUCUAAUGGUUUACUCUACAGUUUGGACUUGGAAGAUUAAGGAAACUUAGACACAAAUCUUAUCAUCAUGCCUUUAGAGGAUAUUUAUCAAGUAACUUUUAUAUGAUAGGUUUCUAAAAAUGUAAAAUUCAUGUAACUGUGUUAUCGGGGAACUCUUGUAUCUUUAGUUUCCGGAGCAUUAAAAUUCUCUUUCAAAUGUUAAUAUUUAUCAGGAACCAACACAAUUAUUCAUUUGGAAAGUGCAGGAUUUUUCGUCAAAAUGAUCAUUAGUUUAAUUUCUGGAGCAACAAACAGAUACAGAUUUGCAACAAAUCCUGCAUUACUUUGAAAUUGGUUCUGUAUUUGCAAGAUUGGUGAAAUCAGAAUUGAAAAAGUGUAAAGAAUAAUUUAAGACCUUAUAAGGUCUUAGUAUACAACAGAAACCUGGUUCAUGUAUUGGUAAUAGUCUCCCUGAACCUGACGGUGUAGAAGUGAUUAAAACUUCAAUUAAUGUAGCGCUUGAAUCAACACAAAGGGAACUUGAAUUAGUUAAUUUCAGAUCUACCGGUGAUCAUUAUGGAUAACAAAUUAGUUGUAGAUCUUAUUAGCACCUUAUCUUACUCUAAUAUAUUCAGCAAAAUCUUUAUAAUUUUUUUGAUACCUGUUAAUCAGCAGUUUUAUUUCAUUUAAAUAAAUGUAAUUAAUGAUACACUAAAGAAGGGGUUCGUAAAAAAUGGGAAUAAUUUCGAACAUAACACUGUAACCAGACCAGAUACAGUUAAUUAAAAAUGUAUCAGUGACGCUAUCUGUACCUGAAAAAGGCAAUACCACAUGAUUUUAAAAAUACCAAGUUUUAAGGCAGAAUCUUAUUUAAAAUAGACCAUUCAAAUUAGAAGAAAGUAUAAUGGAAAUUAUCAUUUCAUCAUAGUAACUCACAAAACAUGUACUGCUUGUAUUUUUUAUGUACACUGCGUUAUUUGCAAGACAAAAAAACCCACUGAAACUUCCAAGGGAUUAAUUUAGAGAUACAACAAGCAUAUGAAACUGCUGAAGGCGGACAAGUUUAUUAUAUGUAAACAGGUAUUUUGUAAUUAUUGCUGAGCAUGUUGUAAGCACUAUUUUACGGUUAGAACAGCUGCAGCUGUUCUCCAGAAAACUUGGCCAUGUGAAUAAACACUUCCUCCUGGUGAUGUGUCCUAUAAAUAUUGAUUUUUGUCAUUGCACAGUACCAUGUACAUUGUACCAUUUUUCAUUUGCAAUCCUUUUAACUUUUGAAGAUCUUUCAAUCAUUUUGAGACCAAAUUGGAAGCAAUGUUUGUUUGGCUAAUGGGUUACCUAAUGUCAAAGUGAAGAAGGUUAAUUGCCUUCGUUAAUACUGUUGAUCUGAUCAGAUAAAUAGUGUGUAGUUAUUUACUAAGAGGGAAAUUGAGGGAUCAGCAUUUGCAAGGUGAUAUUGGGGUACUCAGUUGCUUGGUAACUGAACUAUGCUAUUUUUGGUAAUUUUAAACAAAAACUGCAUGCCUAAAUACAAUCUUGGUAAAGGAUUGUAUGUUUGUGUCAGUUAUUUUGUUUCGAGGGUACAUCACCUCAGCAUAUUCCAGAUGUCUGUUAGCUGUCAUUCAACUGUGAGCAGUCAUAUCAUAGCUGGAAAAUGUGAAAGCAAUUCCUUAAUUUUUUAACAUACAAAUGAAUGUCUUUAUUCAUCCAAAAUUGCUGGUUAUAAGUAAUUUUGAAGUUGUAAUAACUGUUUUUGUAGCUUUGUUGCAGGCAUCAUUAAAGAUAAUCACACAACUAUAACCACUGAA
Molecule: messenger RNA, 4090 nt
Organism: Patiria miniata (bat star)
Lineage: Eukaryota; Metazoa; Echinodermata; Asteroidea; Valvatida; Asterinidae
Product: F-actin-capping protein subunit alpha-1-like
Exons: 8
Coding region: 117-983 (288 amino acids)
Biological process (GO): barbed-end actin filament capping; actin cytoskeleton organization
Cellular component (GO): actin cortical patch; F-actin capping protein complex
Molecular function (GO): actin filament binding
Source: RefSeq, a predicted model, not a curated record